This is a messenger RNA of Limulus polyphemus (Atlantic horseshoe crab), 1012 nucleotides long. RefSeq lists its product as uncharacterized. Bases 419 to 1012 code for a protein of 197 amino acids. The record is from RefSeq and is a predicted model, not a curated record. NCBI's taxonomy places the organism in Eukaryota, Metazoa, Arthropoda, Merostomata, Xiphosura, Limulidae. The transcript is spliced from 6 exons.
GUGGCAGCACCAUUGUUUUGAAUGCUAUAAAUUCGCUUUGGCUAGAUGUUUGGAUAUGAGUUGGAAUUUCAAAAUUUAGUUGAGGAAUUAUAUAUGAUUUUUUUAUUAAUAUUGUUGACAAAAGCUUAUUGUGUUAUGUGUAUGCUUCACAGGCGUUCUAUACACUAAAUUGUAUGUGUAGGCUGAAGUUAGAUAAUGAUAAUUCAUUUAUAGUAUUAAAUUAUUAUUAAUGAUAAGUUGAGAUGGAUAAAAUUAAAUAAAUAAUACAGUUUAUUUUAACUUUUAUCACUUUAAUAUCUUACGAUAGGGCUUGAUGGAUACUUCAAGUUUAAUUUGAAGUUCAAAGGGCGCUCCUCCAUGUGAUGAAAAUUAUCAAUUGCUGCAGUUAGGAGCUCUUCAACCUUAUUUUUGAUCAAUUAUGGCUUCAGUUGAAUAUGAAAUGAGUGAAAUGGAGGUUUUAGAAAUAAAAGUUGAACCCAUUUUUGAUGAAGAGCAGAAUGCUCUGUUGGAUAUCAAACUGAUGGAAAAUGAAGACAAAACUAUAAUAUCACCCAGUACAACUGUGAAGGCUUUGUCCUUAUGUAAAGGGGCUUCACAUGCUGCCCAUAGGUCUGUUGUAGCAGAAGAGGAACAAGAAAAUAACUGUGGUGAAGUAACAGGAAAAACUGAGAACACUAUAGUCAAAGUGAAAACUGAGCCACCUGGUGAUUUACAAGACGUUGAGGCUGUUUUAGAGUUCAGUGACAGUGAUGAUGAUCUAGAUAGUUCAAAAGAUGAAAUUUUGAGAGUGGAAAUAGAAAAUGAAUUGCAAGAAGAGUUGCAUCAACUUGACUCAGAGUUAGAAUAUACAUUUGUUGACAAGGCAAAUUACAGCAAGCAGGUAAACGAGUACAAAGUUUAUCCAGAGACUUCCAUGAACAACCAUUGUGGAAGACAAUUUCCUGGUUGUAGCAGAACACACAAAACAACUAUAUUGUUCCUCCUCAGUAUGUAUCCUCUGAUGUAUAUUUAG